AUGAAUCGUGGCGGACUGACAUCGCAAAGCGAGCCAGAUCCGUCAACGAGCCAGAACGUGGGUCGGGCGGCACAGUAUGCUGCUGGAGGGGCCUCAUCUUCAAAUAUUGUCAUUGGUUCCAAUACAGGAGACGCCGCCGUGUCUCAAAAGCACGGCAAAACACAUCGCAGCAACCCGAGAAAGGCCAGGGAGCUAGGUGACAAAGUGCUAGAGCCUUUCAACCUAUUUGGCAAAGACGUGGGCUUACAAACACGUAUUCACAUCUACAACGCAUCGUACUGGAGUCGUUAUCCGGGUUACCAAGGGGCAAGAUUUCUACCAAGAGAUAAUGUUGUCCAGAUUGUUUCUGAAGGGACUGUCAGAAAGGUACUGACUAAAUGCGACAAGUACAAGAAAUACCCCCAAAUGCGACCCCUGCGCGACUCUACGGCCGAUAUUGAGCGCGACGUCACAAGCAUCUGCGACGCACCAGACGGCAAAUCAUAUCGCAAGUUAUUCAUUAUCCUUGUUCUGCUCAAGAAGGCCUCAGUAGUUGCAUGGUUUAUACACCGCGGAAUAUGUGACGAUAACCUUCCUUUACUCCACGACCCUGAAACAGAUACCCUAAAGUGGACGGGGAUGCGAAGUAGUGACCACCAAUUUCCAACAGGAGGGCUUAAGCCCAGCUUUUUUGUCAAGUUCAUGGAACAGCAGUGGUUGGUCUUGGUACCGUGCUUCUCCUCGGAGAAAGAAAAUGACCCCCAAAGAUUGAUGGAUGAACAAGUUCCACCUUUCACGUCUUGGAAACUAAUCCGCCGAGGGGGGCAGGGCGAGGUAUUUGAGGUUCGCAUACAUCCCAAUCAACAUGGCUUCAAGGGGACGAAGGUCUUCGCUAUCAAGCGAAUUGAAGAAUUCCGGCGAAAACGGCCUACCAAUCCAAAAAGAGAACACGCCAUUCUAAACAAGUUUAAGAAUAACAGACACGACCAUAUGAUUUCCAUUCUUACGGCGUAUAUACAGAACGGAGUUUAUCACCUCAUCUUCCCACGCGCGCAUGGUGAUUUACUAGAAUAUUGGAAGUCAGUGAAUCCAAAGCCAUCAGAGGUUGAAAGUGAUGACAAUCUCUCCUGGUUGUCAACUCAAUGCCAGGGUCUUGCAGAAGCUCUGGGCUCCAUUCACCGCUACGAAACAAACUCUUUUAAAUAUUUGCUCGAUCCUGACUCGUUACAAGCGGCGGAACAAAACCUCACGGGGGAGAGUCCAGGCAGACUUCGUCUUUUUGGUCGGCAUGGCGAUAUCAAACCGGAGAAUAUACUAUAUUACCCCAGACAGGAAGGAGACUUGAGAGGUCGACUCGUGAUCGCUGACUUCGGAUGCGCCGCAUUCAGUACGAAAGAGGAGGUCGAUCGCCACAAGCGACAACGGAUUCCUAACACAUCAGCGUACCGAGCACCUGAGACCGCGCUUUCUUUGGACGACAGUUCAAUCUCACCUUCUUAUGAUAUUUGGACUCUCGGUUGUGUUUAUUUGGAGUUUCUGAUAUGGUGGUCCGGCGGUUGGGCGUUUGUGAAACAAUUCACGGACGAACGUUUGGCCCAAGAUCCUUCUUUCUACCACAUGUCGAAAGAAUAUAACCUGAGGACCGACUUCUUUUUCACCGUUACAGAAGAGAAUGGAAAGAGGACUGCUGAAGUGCGGGAAAGUGUGAACAGAUUCAUGGACAAACUCGCUUCUCAUAACAAGGCCAACGAGCUCAGUAGCGAAUUUUUGAAAUUGAUCCGGACAAAGAUGUUGGUGGUUGAGACAUUGAAUGGGAAAGGUACAAAAAAUGGGCGGGCGAGUGCUAUGAAUAUAGCAAGUAAUCCGCCGUAUCCUCUGCAACGACGAAAUCUCUCAGCCCAACGAGACAACAUGGAAGGCAUAACGUACCAACCACGAACAGCUGCGACACGGGCGACCUUCGACUCAAUCAUCACUAUAGUAGCCAAUGGCCUUGGCGAUGUCCCACACGAGGUUAUGUGCAUUACGGCCGAUGCUGUCUUGGAUUAUUUGAAAGAUGAUAAUAUGAAGGGCUUGGAUAAGAAACAAGAAGUCGACGAUAUUCUUGGGGUGAUAUUAAGUCCUAAGCAGUGGAAUAAGCUUAUGGCACUCGGCAAGAAGAUCAUAGAUUAUGAUGACCAGGAUGACGACGAGAACAAUUCCACUGCUUGA
This is a messenger RNA of Fusarium coffeatum, 2190 nucleotides long. RefSeq lists its product as uncharacterized. Gene Ontology annotation, molecular function: ATP binding; protein serine/threonine kinase activity. Bases 1 to 2190 code for a protein of 729 amino acids. The transcript is spliced from 5 exons. Gene Ontology annotation, biological process: peptidyl-serine phosphorylation; peptidyl-threonine phosphorylation. The record is from RefSeq and is a predicted model, not a curated record. NCBI's taxonomy places the organism in Eukaryota, Fungi, Ascomycota, Sordariomycetes, Hypocreales, Nectriaceae.